UAUGAUAAGUCAAAGUUGGUCAAAGUUGAUGGCCAGCAGUGGUUUGAGUUGUAGCUGUGUCCCUUUCGACUAUUGAUAUUUAUUGAUACGUAAGACAAAUCAUGACCUCGCUUCUCGCACCGGAAAUUCCACCGCCAGGAUUUUCUUUCGAUCUUUGCCAAAGAAACAAUGCUUUGGUUAAGAAAGGCUUUGCUGCUCCAAAAGCAGUCAAGACAGGUACUACCAUCGCCGGUGUAGUGUACAAGGAUGGUGUUAUUCUCGGCGGUGAUACACGAGCUACGGAAGAUACCAUUGUGGCUGACAAAUACAGCCUAAAGAUUCACUUUCUUGCUCCAAAUAUGUAUUGUUGUGGAGCUGGUACAGCGGCCGAUACUGAAAUGACCACUGAGAUGAUUGCUAGCCAGUUAGAGCUGCAUCGCCUGAAUACUGGCCGCAUUGUGCCCGUGUGCACUGCCAACACUUUGAUAAAACAAAUGCUGUUCCGUUAUCAGGGUCACAUCGGGGCCGCAUUGAUCCUGGGCGGCCACGAUCUUGAUGGACCUCAGUUGUACUGCAUUUAUCCGCACGGUUCAUCUGAGAAGCAGAAGUAUACCACUAUGGGAUCCGGUUCACUGGCUGCUAUGGCGGUCUUUGAAAGCAGAUGGAAACCUGAUUUGUCGGAAGAGGAUGCAAAGCAGCUGGUGGCGGACGCUAUUCGCGCGGGCGUGUUCAACGAUCUCGCAUCGGGAUCCAACGUGGAUCUUUGCAUCAUUCGUAAGAACAACGUCGAAUACUUGCGACCAUACGACACCGCCAGUGUGAAGGGUGAACGGCAGAUCAGCUAUCGUUACAAGCCCGGUACCACGUCGGUGCUUACAAAAACAAUACAACCGAUUAUCGUGGAGGAGGAGACUGUGCGCACGAUCGUGCCCGAAGCGAUGGAUACGUCUGCAUGAAACUUCGUUAAUUAAUUUAGCGUCUUAUAUAAGCUAUAAAUAAUAAUAAAAAUUUUUUUUCAAUAAAAUUUGUCGAUUGUAGAUCAACUCGAUAUUUGUAAUAAAGGUAUUUCUGGGAGAUAACGUAAGAGGAUAAA
Molecule: messenger RNA, 1072 nt
Organism: Monomorium pharaonis (pharaoh ant)
Lineage: Eukaryota; Metazoa; Arthropoda; Insecta; Hymenoptera; Formicidae
Gene: Prosbeta2
Product: proteasome subunit beta type-7
Exons: 4
Coding region: 102-935 (277 amino acids)
Cellular component (GO): proteasome core complex
Molecular function (GO): threonine-type endopeptidase activity
Source: RefSeq, a predicted model, not a curated record